GCAAGCGGACAACAUUUCCCAGGAGGCAGCAGGGCGGCCGGGGAGGCGUGGGGGCGGAGCCUCACGUCUGGUACAGUCAUCCCAAGCCUUUUCGGUGGGACUGUGAUGGCCGGAGAGAUGACGAUCUUAGGAUCAGCUGUGUUGACUCUCCUGUUGGCUGGCUAUUUGGCACAACAGUAUUUGCCCUUGCCGACUCCUAAAGUGAUUGGCAUUGACCUUGGUACAACCUACUGUUCUGUUGGAGUGUUUUUUCCUGGCACAGGAAAAGUGAAGGUCAUUCCAGAUGAAAAUGGGCAUAUCAGCAUACCCAGCAUGGUAUCCUUUACUGACAGUGACGUGUAUGUGGGGUAUGAAAGCUUAGAGCUGGCAGAUUCAAAUCCUCAGAACACAAUAUAUGAUGCCAAAAGAUUCAUUGGCAAGAUUUUUACCCCAGAAGAGCUGGAGGCUGAAGUUGGCAGAUACCCAUUUAAGGUUUUAAGCAAAAAUGGAAUGGUUGAGUUUUCUGUGACAAGUAAUGAGACCAUCACCGUCUCCCCAGAGUAUGUUGGCUCUCGACUGCUGUUGAAGUUAAAGGAAAUGGCAGAGGACUAUCUUGGAAUGCCAGUUGCUAAUGCUGUCAUUUCUGUACCAGCGGAAUUUGAUCUAAAACAGAGAAAUUCAACAAUCGAAGCGGCAAACCUUGCAGGACUGAAGAUCUUGAGAGUAAUAAAUGAACCUACAGCAGCUGCUAUGGCCUACGGUCUCCACAAGGCUGAUGUCUUUCACGUCUUGGUAAUAGAUUUGGGCGGAGGAACUCUAGAUGUGUCCUUACUAAAUAAACAAGGAGGAAUGUUUCUAACCCGAGCAAUGUCUGGAAACAAUAAACUUGGAGGACAGGACUUCAAUCAGAGAUUGCUUCAGUACUUAUAUAAACAGAUCUAUCAAACAUACGGCUUCCUCCCCUCUAGGAAAGAGGAGAUCCACAGAUUAAGACAAGCUGUGGAAAUGGUCAAGUUAAACCUGACCCUUCAUCACUUGGCACAGAUGUCAGUAUUACUCACGGUGGAGGAAAAGGAUAGGAAGGAACCUCAAAGUAGUGGCACUGAACUGCCAAAGGACACGCUGUCCCCAGCAGAUGGCCACGAUGUGAACAGUGUGUUUGGAGCUGGCCUUUCUGAAAAGAAAAGUGGAGAAAAUCAGGUUUUAUUUGAAACGGAAAUAUCACGGAAGCUCUUUGACACCCUUAAUGAAGACCUCUUCCAGAAAAUACUAGUACCCAUUCAACAAGUAUUAAAGGAAGGCCACCUGGAAAAGACCGAGAUUGAUGAGGUGGUUUUAGUUGGGGGUUCUACUCGUAUUCCUCGAAUCCGCCAAGUCAUUCAGGAGUUUUUUGGAAAGGAUCCGAACACAUCUGUAGACCCUGACCUGGCAGUGGUGACAGGAGUGGCUAUCCAAGCAGGAAUUGACGGAGGCUCUUGGCCUCUCCAAGUCAGUGCUUUAGAAAUUCCCAAUAAGCAUUUACAAAAAACCAACUUCAACUGAGUUAUGGAGGAUUAGUUAUUGUUUGUGAUCGUAUUUGAUGACCCCUUCCCUUUGAUCAGAUUGCCUUCUCCAAAAAAAGAAAGUCUCUGUCUAAAAUAUCUUAAAACUUUACCUAGAAGGCAACAUUUAGGUAACGUGAAAAUUUUACUUAUCAUUUUGUUUAGGAUCAGAUGUGACCAUAUUCAUCCUUAUUUGAUUUUGGAGAGGCCCCAUUCUAACAAAUACAUUCUAAAAUGAUAGAUAAAAUUUACGUAAAACUCUCUCAUAGGAGCAUGGAUGGCUCUAUUUUCUGGAUUCUGGAAGUAGAUAACCAUAAGAACUUAAAAUUAUAUUCUGUAAAAAUUAAAUAGUGCCAACUAUAAGAUUCCCAGUUGUUACUAAAUUGCAUUAGCAGGAGCUGGUAAUGUAUUUACUUGGUUAUUACAUGUAACUAAUAAUUUGAACUAUACUGGAAAAACAGUGUUGAUGUCAAGUAUUUGCACUGACUGGGAGAUAACAGUAUUAUCAACAUAAGCUGCAUAUCUAAUAUUCAUUAACUGCCAUAUUGUAUAACAAGUUUACUUUCACAAAUUCAGUAUCCCAUUAUUUGUCCUACUCAAGUAAUCUUUAUUUUCCAGAUUUCUUGAUUUAUUUAAGAAAUGAAGCAAUUUAUUUUCUUUCUAAAGUAGCUACAGACUUACUCUAAUGUUUCAAUACCAGAUAGUGGAAAUACCCUAUUUAUAUUCUAGUUUUACCUUCUGCUGAGCUUCAUUCUCUGCUUGGAUUUCCAUGAUUCUGCGUUGUUAGAAAACAAUCGAGAAUUAUUAAAUGCAUUUUUCCAGUGUGUUAAUGUCACAAUAAAAGCCACCAUUACUAUCUGUAUUUUUGCUAUUUGAGACUAUUGCAGACAUUGGUGAUUAGCUACUGUAUUUGUUUUUCUUUUUUGGUUUAGUUUCUUUGCUUAUUUUCAGUAAGCGGUGGAGAUUUUAUCUUGCAUUUGAGCUAUCAAAGGGUACUUGGUUCACUCUUACUGAGAUUUCCCCCAUGUUUAUUUUUAAAUGGGGAAAAGGUGCUCAGUUUUAAAAGCCCUGUUCUUGUUUCCUAUUGUAAUUUUAAAAUAAUCAUAUUUGGACUAUUUUCAGCCUUAAAGUUAGUGUGUAAUUAGAGUAAAAAAUGUGAGUGCUGGAAACAAUGUGGAAAUGAGCUGAAAUCUAAGCAUUUGUAACAGUUUUUUUGUUUCUUUUUAGAAAAAGGCAUAGGGACCAAGAAAAAAAUACAUAGUUUUAUUUCUGUGAUAACCCAUAGUAUUUGAAGACAUAUGUAUAUAUUUUUUUCCUUAAUAGAAGCAUGCUUCAUAUUAAUAUUCAAAAAUUAUAACCUGCUCAAUAUCCUUGUUAAUGUAAAGAUUGUCUGCUUUAUCCAUUGUUGAAUUUGAAAGAAUGUUGCAUUUCCAAUCAUUGAAAAAGAGAACUAAGCAAAUUCAUUUCAGUAACAUCAAAACAUUGCAGCUUUUCAUAGUAAAAAACUGUACGUUUUUCUUAAUAUUUUGCAGAUCUAAAAAAAAACGUUAGCAAUGAAAUUGCUGUUGAAACACAAAUUUCAGUCAGAUACUUUUGUGUACAGGAUGUCUGUCAUGGGUAGAUAGAAAAUAUAAAAUGCUGGUGUGUUUUUAGAACUAACGGAGAAACGCCAAAGAUGGAUCCCUCACUGCGUUCUGAAAAUAUUCGGGUGUUCUCUUAGACUUUUGAUAAAGGUCUUUUUGUAAAGGUCUUUGUUUAAAAGUAUUCAGUUUAUCUCAAUCUCCUCAUUUAGUAUCAAUUUUAAUCUACAAUAUUUCAAGGUUAAAAAAAAAAACUUGAUUUCUUAAAUAUUUGAGAUAGUUCGAGACAACCUGUUAACACUUUUUAGAGGAAACCGUUUGAAAAACAGUAUAGUCAAUCUCAUACUACAACUGGAAUUUACAUAAUUUUUCUGAAAUAUGGAACAGCAGUGUUGGGAUUUUGGGGCAGUAGUUUAGCAUAUUCUCUAGCAUAAUUAUACUUUUAAAAAAUGAAAGAAUGUCUUCAAUCAUAUUUUAGAAACUGUAUAUAAAUCGUCUUGAAAUCAAUGUAGUUUAUUUAUUUAAAGAUAAGAAUACAUGCUGAAAAGGAUCAUUUAUGCCUAACAGUCUGAAGACAUUUUUCACAAAGCAAACUUAAUAUACUUUCAUUGCACAUCUAGCUAGUGUUUUUUGAAGUCUAUACCGUUUAAAAUAUUAAGUGUCUUGUAUGAUUAGAAUAUGUGGAUGAGUAAUUUAUUUUGUAUCAGGAAUGUUUCAGUACUGUGUUUUCACUUAAACCACUGACUUACCAACAGGUACUGUCCUGUAACGUGUACUGAAUUUACAGUUACUGUGUACAACAGAUUGUGCCUCUUAAAUUGGUGUGUAUAAGGGUAGUUCACGUUUUAAUGUAAAUAAAUACCAUUUUGCAGUUUGUUUUUUAAAC
Loxodonta africana (African savanna elephant) is the source of this 3986-nucleotide messenger RNA. RefSeq names its product heat shock protein family A (Hsp70) member 13 (gene HSPA13). The transcript is spliced from 5 exons. The record is from RefSeq and is a predicted model, not a curated record. Lineage: Eukaryota; Metazoa; Chordata; Mammalia; Proboscidea; Elephantidae. Gene Ontology annotation, cellular component: plasma membrane; nucleus; cytoplasm. Gene Ontology annotation, molecular function: ATP binding; ATP-dependent protein folding chaperone. Bases 106 to 1521 code for a protein of 471 amino acids.